Messenger RNA from Thecamonas trahens ATCC 50062, 1438 nucleotides. Its product is annotated as WD repeat and SOF domain-containing protein 1. The coding region runs from base 82 to 1419 and encodes 445 amino acids. Gene Ontology annotation, cellular component: nucleolus; small-subunit processome. Gene Ontology annotation, biological process: maturation of SSU-rRNA from tricistronic rRNA transcript (SSU-rRNA, 5.8S rRNA, LSU-rRNA). Lineage: Eukaryota; Apusomonadida; Apusomonadidae. The transcript has 2 exons. The record is from RefSeq and is a predicted model, not a curated record. Gene Ontology annotation, molecular function: protein binding.
UCUCCACACCCCUCAACCCCUCAACCCUUCCCAUACUCCGCAACACCGCCCACACAUCCUCAUCCACUCACCCUAUCCACCAUGAAGGUGAAGAUGAUCUCGCGGGACGAGGUGGCGAUGACACGGGAGCGCUCGACAGAUCUCAACAAGGUCCAUCGCAACACGGCUCUGCGUGGCUUUGAGCGACAGACCGAGGUGAAGCGGGCGGUGAACGCAGCCAAGCUCAACCGAGUCUUUGCCAAGCCGUUUGUGGGCCAGCUCAGUGGUCACAUGGAUACAGUGACGUCGAUGAUGGCGUCGCCGCGGUCGCUAGAUACCUUCUUGACAGGAUCAGGCGAUGGCGAAGUCCGCGUGUGGUCGCUCUCGCGCAAGGCCACCCUGUGGUCCAUUCCCAUGGCCCACACUUCGUUUGUCACCGGGCUGGUGGUCUCGCCCAACGGUGAGACGUUCUUCACGGCGUCGGAUGAUCGGUCGAUCAAGCAGUGGCGGCUGGACAUGGGCAACAUGUGGGCCGAGGAUGUGGACACGCCGAUCGAGUCGUGGGCAUCCGAGUACGCCCUCGAGUCGCUCUCCAUGCACGCGUCACGCUACGUGCUCGCCACUGGCUCGCGGCAGGUCGACGUGUGGGACGUGGCGAGGGCUACGCCUGUCCACACCAUGGCCUUUUCAGACGACACCAUCUCGUCUGUUGCCUUCAACCAGGUCGAGACCGAGAUCAUUGCGGCGGCAUCGUCGGACCGCUCGCUCUCGUUCUACGAUAUUCGCACCGAGUCUGCUCUCCGCAAGGUCGAGCUCGGCAACCUCAUCAACGACGUGGCCUGGAACCCGCGCGAGGCGUUCAACAUCACCAUUGCGUCGGACGACCAUAACCUCUACACCUUUGACAUGCGGAAGCUCGAUCGGGCACUCAGCGUUCACAAGGACCAUGUCUCGGCCGUCAUGUCGGUCGCCUACUCGCCCACCGGCCGCUCGUUUGUCUCGGGCUCGUAUGACCGCUCCAUCCGCCUCUGGAACAUCUCCAAGGGCCACUCGCACGAGUGCUACCACACCGAGCGCAUGCAGCGCGUACUCAAGGUCGCCUACUCCUCCGACGCUCGCUACGUCCUCUCGGGUUCGGACGACACCGGCGUCCGCAUCUGGAAGUCGGACGCGUCGGCGACAACAGGCAUCCAGCACCCGCGCGCCAAGGCCCGCGCUCGCUACGAGGCUGCCCUCCUCAAGCGCUACGAGCACGUUCCGGCCGUGGCCAAGAUCCACAAGCAGCGCUUCCAGCCGCGCUCCAUCUUCAAGGCCCGCAAGCUCCGCCACGUCAUGCGCCUCGCCGAGAUCCGCCGCGAUGGCCGCCGUCGUGCUCACACCCGAAACCCUGCACCUAAGAUCGACUCCCGGACUGCCGCCGUCCGCCGUCUCCACGAUUGAACGUCCUCGUCCGCACCCC